AUUAAGGACUCUCUCUCUCUCUCUCUCUCUCAAGCUCUUCAGAAGCGCUUCCCCGAGAAGCUCCAAGGUGCCACUUCCAUGGCCUCCGCCGCCCCAGCCGCCGCCGCCGCCGCCGCCGCCGCUGCCGCAAACCCUAACAGUAAGGGCAAGAAGAGGAAGUACCUUCCCCGUGGGAGGCCGGUGAGGAAGGGGUCGCACCCCUUGCGCCCCGGGGUGGAGGGCUUCUUCCUAACGUGCGACGGGGGAAGGGAGCGCCAGGCCACGCACGAAGCCCUAAAUCUCCUCGAAAGUUUUUAUGAAGAGCUAGUGGAUGGAAAGGAUUUAAAUGUAAAAUCUAUGGUUAGUCUGAGUAAACCACUGAACAAAAAAACUAUUUUUAAGGAUUCUGAUUCCUCUAGCGAGGAGGAUGAGACUUCUACUAAAGAGGAGCUAGAUGUUGAGAAUCGUGAAGAAGAAAGUAACACAAUGCCGUCGAAGGAAGGAGAAGCGUCCGGACCCCAUCAAAUUGCAAAACUGGAUGCUGAAGAACCUGCAGAAGAAAGUGAGGAGUUACAAUCAAAGAAGCAACGACUAGAAGAAGGAUCUGCAGAAGAAAGUAAGGAGUUACAAUCAAAGACACAACAACUAGAAGAAGGUUUAUCGUCCUGUGUGAAUAGAGAAUCUGAUGAAGCUAAUGAUAAGUCUAUCGGCGACUUAAUUGAUGAUGAGCUCAAAGAGUUGGGAGACAGAAAGAAGAGGCAUUUUGUGAGCCUUGACUCGGGUUGUAAUGGAGUCGUCUUCAUUCAAAUGCAUAAAAGAGCUGGUGAUCCCAGUCCUGUUGACAUAGUACAACGGAUGAUGUCUUCAGCUGCUUCCACGCGUAAACACAUGUCAAGAUUUAUCUUGAGAGUUUUACCAGCUGAGCUGACAUGUUAUGCUUCUGAGGAGGAAAUAACAAAAGCGAUCAAACCACUUGUCGAACAAUAUUUUCCAAGUGCGGCUACUACUCCCGUGAAGUUUGCAGUGUUGUAUGAAGCGCGUUCAAACACGGGUAUAGAUAGGAUGAAAAUCAUAAAUGCGGUUGCAAAAUCUAUACCCCCUCCACAUAAAGUUGAUCUUAGUAAUCCAGACAAGACCAUUGUUGUCGAGAUCGUCAAGACUAUUUGCUUGGUGGGGGUUGUCGAAAGAUAUAAGGAGCUUUUAAAGUACAACCUGAGGCAACUUACCGCUCCACAACAAUAACUUGGUUAAGAGCUUUUCGACAAAACUGCUUCUGGGUGAUUCACUCGGAAAGCAAAUGUUGGUGAAGCAAAUCACGGAAUGUUUGAGUUUACUUCAAUUGUCGAAUUUGUACCUUUUGUUUCGGCGGCCACCACUGUAAUAUUCUCCUGACGAACUUUUUAUUUUCUAAAACGGACUUAAAUUAAUCUGAGAUUUUCCUAUCGGAAUGCAGCUCUUUAGUAGAUGUGAAGUUGCAGAAGAAUUUUGUAACGUUUAUAUGUUCUUGUUUUUCCAUUAACAAAUAAACCCGAUAAACCAUCGCUCUCUUGUAAACUUGUUAGUUUCUUCAUUUUUUCACAAUUAUUU
Messenger RNA from Ananas comosus (pineapple), 1566 nucleotides. RefSeq names its product THUMP domain-containing protein 1. NCBI's taxonomy places the organism in Eukaryota, Viridiplantae, Streptophyta, Magnoliopsida, Poales, Bromeliaceae. Gene Ontology annotation, biological process: tRNA modification. The record is from RefSeq and is a predicted model, not a curated record. Gene Ontology annotation, molecular function: RNA binding. The transcript is spliced from 7 exons. Bases 79 to 1221 code for a protein of 380 amino acids.